This is a messenger RNA of Tinamus guttatus (white-throated tinamou), 318 nucleotides long. The record is from RefSeq and is a predicted model, not a curated record. NCBI's taxonomy places the organism in Eukaryota, Metazoa, Chordata, Aves, Tinamiformes, Tinamidae.
CCAGCCAUGUCGAAGGUGUCGCCCACAGAGACCGAGCGCUGCAUCGAGUCCCUGCUGGCCGUGUUCCAGCGGUACGCGGGCCGCGAAGGGGACAACCUCACGCUCUCCAAGAAGGAGUUCCUGGCCUUCAUGAACACCGAGCUGGCUUCCUUCACCAAGAACCAGAAGGACCCAGCUGUCCUGGACAGAAUGAUGAAGAAACUGGAUUUGAACAGCGACGGGAAACUGGACUUCGCGGAGUUCCUGAACCUCAUCGGGGGCAUUGCGACGGCGUGCCACGACGCCCUCGUCGUGCAGGCCCCGGGCCGCUAGCCCAGG